This is a messenger RNA of Neurospora crassa OR74A, 3841 nucleotides long. RefSeq lists its product as hypothetical. Bases 561 to 3167 code for a protein of 868 amino acids. Lineage: Eukaryota; Fungi; Ascomycota; Sordariomycetes; Sordariales; Sordariaceae. The transcript has a single exon. The record is from RefSeq and is a predicted model, not a curated record.
CAACCCCAGAUUCCUUCCAAGAAUUCAUCUUCAUGAUUUGGGCAAUAUUGAGCCAUAUCCCUGGCGGUGAUCAACCUCACUGGGAAAAGCAUCAAGGGCCUCGGCCAUCUUGGUUGGACAAUGGCCUUCCAGAACAUUGUGCUCGAUCAAAGCCUGCCAACGAACUUCCAUGCGAUCCUCGGAUGGCUUUUGGGCUGGCGUUAGGCUUGCUAACAAAAUGAAGUCAUUCGAGGCUCUGGGUAAUUGUCUCCUUUAUAUCUUCAUCAAUAUAGCUUUGUUAAGCGCGCCUCUUCCUUUGGCAUUCACCCAUCCUGGAUAUUGUGGCCAGGAUGGCUCCUCUCAAUCCUUCUUCUCUUUGGGUCGACAGCGUCCUUCAUUUGCUCAAAUGCCGGUGAGGUGAUUCCUCCUUCUCAAUUCGCUCCGCCAUUUCGCCUUCGGUGAUUGCUACGAUUCCCAGACGAUAAUUCGAAACAAACAUAUCAGGGUCCUUCCCGGCCUAUCCAGGUACCAUCGGUGGACAUCCGUGGUUGAGCCAGGGCACCUAGCGAUAUUAGCGGCGGAUGCAAGGCCUGGAGCCCACUGCCAAAGGCAUGACGACAGCGGGCACCACGAUGAAAGGGGCUAAGCGGCCCAGACCAAUCGACCUCCCCCAGGGUUUUGGCCGACAUCGUGGGCUCCAUCCAGGAGUCAACAACGAGGGUAUUAUUGUGCACGGCCAUGACCCAUGGGCCUCCUUCAUCCCAGGACCAGGUUUUGUGUCAGGUUCUGCCCUACGCAACGCAACUGGACGUGUCCGUCCUACUCAAAACCGCAAUGUCUGCCACUUCUCCUUUCCUGGCAGAUGGAAACCCUAUCUCGUCCGUCGUCUGUCUCGCCAGGUUCUCACUCUCGACGUUGUCGCCGCUGCCAUAGCCGUCAUGCCGCAUCGACCAAGCACUUCGGCUGGACCUGGAUCCUUCAGGUCAGCAAGUUCGAGGUCAAUUAGCGAGAAACGCAAGUCGAGGGACGACAUGCUACUCACUGUGGAUGGGUGGAGGGGGGCUGAAAGGCUAAAUCCCUUACGCAUGCAACCAUACGUGAUGGAUAUCAGAGGUGGAAACCUGCCAACGCCAGAGGCGAGUCCGGAUCAAGCAGCAGCAUCCAGUAUGACUUCGUUUUUGGCUCCAGCCCCUAUGACUGGCCACGAAUCCUUCAUAACCUCAAUGGAGGUUCCGAUCGGAAUGGCUCUGGGAAGCCCUUCGCAAACCUCCUUAAUUCAACCCAGCUCCUGGCAACCACAAAGCAUCACACCACCUCGAAGGACUCCUUCACCACCACCGCCACCGCCAGCAGCAGCGCCGCAAAUGGUGCUUCAGACAGCGCCUCCAGCACCCCCUCUUCAGAGACGAAAGACGACAAGACAAAGAAUAUUUGGAGCCCUGUUCGGGAGGGGGAAGCAGUCAAAUACAGCAAAGGCCGCCGACCUCAUUUCUGCAAACAGUUCCGCGGUUUCUCUGUCGUCAACAAGCAGUGGACGGGAAGCUGCUGGCAGUGCCGUCCCACCGAGGAACCACGCGAUCAGUGGGAAAAAGGGACAAAAGCAUGUCCCACUACUCGUUAGGUCGAAUACGGAUCUCCCAACAACUACUGUGCCUGUCGAGCCACGGCAGCGGAGGCAGCCACCACCACCGCCGGUGCCUCCAGUAAGUUCUUGGAAUGACCGAUCACGGAGUAUUGCGCCCAACUCGGAGACUAGUGCUCCCUUACGACUUGACGUGGAGAUUCCGAGUAUCACAUUGGAUCGAUACAGCGUCAUGUUUAGUGGAGUUUUGAACCCGCAACAGCAAAAAAGAAACAGCAAAAUGACACUCCUGGAGAGGCGUCAGGCUACGCUCGAAAAGCUCAAGUCCGUCAACGACAGGGCUGUGGUUCAACGCGAAGAGGAGGUAAAACAGUUCCGUAGGGCAAGCUCGCCCCAGCCGACACGAUCACCAUCUUUUUCAACUUUACCACCAAUACCAGGCCGUCAACAACUUGCUGUUCCCCCAAGUCCCCGAUCACGCGCACACUCGUCGCCAGCCGUUAUCCCGUCACCAACGGUAGAUGGGUUUUCUGACUACUUGCAGCCAUUGGAUGCUCCUCCCCCUCGUAGGGAGAAAAAGGGAGUGCCGAUAAUCUCGCCGCGGACAAUAAAAGAGCAGGAACGUGCCGAUCACAAGCAGAGUUUCCUGGAAGCGCAGCAGCAGCAACCGCAUCAUUCUUACCACGAAUCUCAACCGCAGCAGAAGGGCAAAUCAGAGUAUCUUCCUGGUGACGAAAACACUUCUGCCACCCCCAGAAAACCGGAAGUUUGGGAAGAACAGCAACAGCAUCAGUCCAAAUCGGAACAGGCUUUCCCCCCACGCAAAGACUCCCAUUUCGCGCCCGGAGAUUCCACCCUCAUGCUCGAUACCCCUAAGAGCCCACCAGCACAAUUUCUAGACGUCUCGAGUAGCCGCCAGUCGAACGAGCCGAAAAUCGUCAGCCCCUUCCUUCUCAAACCAACCGUCUACCAGCCACCCGAACCGCGGGAAGUGGUUUCAGUCCUGUCAACACGCUCACCCACUUCACCGCCGCCGCAGUCGUCCAUGCCAGAAACGACUUCAUCUCCAAUCCUUAGCCCCGAAAGCCCGUCCCUUCCCACAGCCUCUUCCCCCCUCUUACCUGUUCACAAAGGCCACACUCUCUCCCCCUCCGUCGACCUCGCCGCAGCCGCCGAGGAAGAAGCAGAAGAAGCCGACCCCAUCAUCAAAGCCGCCGUCGAGAUCUCCGUCGCCCGCACCAUCAGCAUCUCCCGCCGCGCCGGCGCCCGACCGAAACGGGUUGAUUCGUGUGCAUCGUCUACACUACCAUCCUCUCCUCCGCCAUCUGGACAGCAACUACGACGCUCCCCCUCGCAGCCCCCCACCCAAUCACGAUCGGGAAGACCUCCUCCGAUCCCCCUUGCCCGCAGCGCCUCCGUCAGCGCCGGUUCUCUGCAGCGCUCGCGCUCUGUGAAAGCCAACCAAAUCACCAUCACGCGCGCGGGAACGCUCAAGGCGCGAGGGCCGGGGGCGGCACCAAAGCUGACAACGACGACACAUGACCUAGACAGUGUGGCCGAGACGAAGCAGGCUACGCCAGCGUUGGUGGCGCCGCCACCGGCAUAACUCCUUAUCAACAGUCCUUGCUUGGCGCGUUCUACUCCUGGGGCUGUCACUCCGGGGACUGCGGGGAGUGGGUUGCUCAAGGAGGUGUUGGCUAGGUUAUAGGAAGAGUGAGAGGGUAGAAAUCUUGACGAGAGAUAUCGCGGAUUUGAGUAACUCCCACAGCGGUAGGGACGAGAGUGGUGUGAAGGUGGGGGUGGAAGUGAAGCCGAAGGCCGCGGUCGGAGCCGGGGACAACUCAUGAGGCCGGAUACAGCUGAAGCGAGAUAUAUCAGUGUUCAGUCUGACGACGGGGCUACAGUGGCGGCCGCUGGUUAAUUUUCUGAGUCCUUUUUCCGUGAUCUAUCACGGAUCAUUUAAAGGGUUGUUCGGGGUUUGCAUUACGAGCAAAGGAGGUUGACGUUGCUAAAAGAAGCGUUGAGUUGUUUACUUUUGAUUCUCGGAAAAACAGUACAUCAUACCAACACCAUAGAACUUCUCUUUUGUAUUUAUUUUGCAUGACGGAAUAGCGCUGGAAGAGAGCACAGGGCAGGCCAGGCCAGGCCAGGCCAGGCGGAGUGCUUUUUAUAUCUUGCAAGUGGGCAGGAAAGGAAGAAAAAGUUGUCUGGUACGACUUUACCCUUAAUACCUAGUGUAUGUAUCCUACGAAAUAUAUUGAUAAUGUUUCCUUUGCAAAA